CCGAGCCCCAGUCCCGGGCAUGGCGGAGACCCUGAGCCCCUGCACCCCACAGGGCCAGUGUCAGGCCAGCACGGGCGCCAACACCUCGUCAGCCAACGUGGACGCUAACGCCUCCUCGGCUGCCUCCGCGCUGGUGGGCGGCAGCACAUGGAGGGGCCGGGAGCCCUUCUCCAUCUUCACCAUCCUCAUCCUGACCCUGCUGGUGCUCCUGACUGUGGCCACCUUCCUCUGGAACCUGCUGGUACUGGCCACCAUCUUGCGAGUGAAGGCUUUCCACCGCGUGCCCCACAACCUCGUGGCUUCCACAGCAGUGUCAGACGUGCUGGUGGCGGCCCUGGUGAUGCCGCUGAGCUUGGUGAAGGAGCUGUCGGCUGGGCGGCGGUGGCGGCUGGGCCGGGAGCUGUGCCUCGUGUGGGUCUGCUUCGACGUGCUGUGCUGCACAGCCAGCAUCUGGAACGUCACCGCCAUCGCCCUGGACCGCUACUGGUCCAUCACCCGCCACCUGGAGUACACGCUGCUCACCCGCCGCCGCAUCUCCAACAUCAUGAUUGCUCUCACCUGGGUGCUGUCCGCCGCCAUCUCCCUCGCCCCCCUCUUUGGCUGGGGGGAGACCUACAGCCCUGAGCAGGAGCGCUGCCAGGUCAGCCAGGAGCCCUCCUACACCAUCAUCUCCACUGGCGGGGCUUUCUACCUGCCCCUCUGCGUGGUGCUCUUUGUCUACUGGAAGAUCUACAAGGCGGCCAAGUUCCGCAUGGGGGGCCGCAGGAGGAAUGCCGUGGUGCCCCUGCCAGAGGCUGCCCAGGUGAAGGAAGCUUCGCAUGAACCACAGAUGGUGUUUACAGCUCGUCAUGCAGCUAUCACUUUCCAGACAGAUGGAGAAACAUGGAGAGAACAGAAAGAGAAAAAGGCAGCUCUGAUGGUUGGCAUCUUAAUUGGAGUUUUUGUACUGUGCUGGAUCCCUUUCUUCAUCACAGAAUUAAUAAGUCCCCUCUGUUCCUGCAACAUCCCACCCGUCUGGAAAAGCAUCUUUCUUUGGCUUGGCUACUCCAAUUCUUUCUUUAAUCCUCUCAUUUAUACAGCAUUUAACAAAAAUUACAACAAUGCCUUCAAGAACCUUUUUGUAAAGCAGAGAUAAAAGGGGACACAGAGGAGAAAAUGAUGCCUUUAUUGCAUAAUACAGAGAUUUCUUGAGGGAAACAUGUCUGUGAUAUGCACAGUUUUCACGUGCAAGAGCCACUGGAGGGGAUUUAGGACCAAUGAAAAAGAAGAUGGAAUAUAUUUAGAUAUAAACCUACUGACAGUUUACAGUUCCCCCUUGGAAAUAAAUAUAUGCUGCUCCAGGGUUUGGCAAAGAAGGUCGAAGCAAUGACUACCUCCCAUCUGCUCUCGGAAUCAACGUGUGCUAAGGUCUGCAAGCAAAGCACUGUAUGUGUCUCAUACCAUGACUGUCAAACCUCACUGGGCUGGUCUCAUCCUACCAGCUACAGGUGCCAUUCUGUAGCGCUCUCCUCAUUAGCAAAGGCACCGGGGGAACUGCUAAUUGAGCAGUACUGAAAUGUCUGUGAUAUGGGCAGGAUGGUGGCUUUGGUUUUGAGAUUUAUUUGGAAGGGAAUAAACAUGCUGUAUUCAAUCAGUUGUUAAAUUGAUGUGAAAUUAAAAUGGAUGACUAAGCAGCUCAAAAACACGCCCUACUAUGAUUGACGGGCUGCGUGUUUUCUAGUGAGCGGCAGUCCUUGAUGGGAGGUCUUGGUGAAAUACAGGUCAGUUAGGUCCCCUGGGGUUAAGUGAAAUUUUAGAGCCGAGUGUAAGAUUAAUCAUAGCGUGCACCCGCUUGCACAGGAGGAGGAUCUAGCAUGGUGUUUUCACCUGGAUUGUACUCUCGCACUCCAUGUUUUCUGAAACCCCGGUGAGCUCAAGAUAGGCACCUGAUUCCCUCCAAGUGAAGUGGGACUGUAUGCAUUACUGCUUCGUACUACCAUAAGAGUAGGCAUGUAUUUGCUGUUGCAAACACCACACACGUCGUAUUCAAUCACCCGGUUUGCUGGCCGCAACACGUGGGUGUUUGUCAGUGGUAGGUGGGUGUCUGCACUGCGCUGCCUGGCGUCCUUGCACCGUAAAUGUUGUGCUCAUCACCCUGCCCCAGUGCAUUCCACAAUUUGUCAGCUUGCAUUGACGUUCUCCUCCUGUAAGAAAGGUAUUGAUGCCAUCAGGACUAAGUGACACCAAACACUCCAACGUGACUUAAAACCAAGCCUUAAAUUGCUUUUCCAAGCUCUAACAAACACCCUUGUCCCAACAAUACAUACAUAAAUAUAUAAAAGAGAAGUCCAUGCAGACUGCCCAGUCUCUCUCUCUCUCUAUUUGUUCCUCUAGUGGGUUUCCCUUCCACCCCUUCCCUGAGUGGGGGAUGCUGACAGUACCUCUGUGUUUUUCUGCUGUGGCAGCUUUUCACUGACACAGCAUCCCAGCACCCGCUCCCAUCUCCUCCUAAAGCUUCUUUAGGUGCCGUAAGAGCAAAACAUCAUAGCUCUGAUGGGGCUGGGCAACAUCACACCUCCUUUUGAAGCUGAGGUUUAACCUUUUACACUCCCUCUCUCAGCCAGUUUUGUGUUCUGUGCUGCUUAAGCAACCCUUUGACUCAAAGCGUACCCUCAGGUACUGCAAAGAAUGACUAAAAGUCAUGAAUUUCAGCUCCAGCAAUAUACACCACUGGCAUCUUGCUCUUACUGCAGCGUAUCACACUCAGCCUUGUCUCUGACAGUUACCAAACUAAUGGGCAUCGCAUCAACACCAGUGCUGACCGUGAAUCUCCUACCCAAGUCUUGGUGUCCUGGCGGUCUCCCACAGGCAAUGGCAGCUGAGGUCUGUUUCCAUCAGCUAAGGGACCAACAUACUUAACAGCCAUGUCAGAGAGGUAUUAUCCAGUAGCUUCUGUAUUCGGAAGAAUAAAAAAAAAGGAUGCAGCCUUUACUUGUGUAACUGUAAAGCAGCAUUUACUGCAGUGUAGCGUAACGUGAUUUGUGUACCUCGUGAUGUCAGAUUGAGCUUUGUGCCAGGGAUAUGGGCAACUUAGAUCAAGGCAAGUUCCAGCUCCUUUCUAAGUGACUUUAAACAAAUGCCGCCAAACUGCACGUUCCUCCAGUUCCCUAAGGGAACCGCCUGGCCUCCUUUCACCAGCACAGCGUGUGGUGAGGUCCGGCACUGCUGUGCUUCACACCCUGUGGUGCUGUGGAAGUCCAGGGUGUGUCUGCAGCACAGCCACCUGUGUAUCUGACAUACCCGCGAAGGAUGCCUCUCCUCUCAAUUUCAGUGGGAUUUAAGAAGUUUUAAUAACCUAGAAUUUCAAAGAGUUGUUAGAUAGUGGCUCAGACUUUUAAAUGCCAAUUCAACUCUUUCCCUUGUGAAUCUCAAUUUGCCUGCAUGUGGAAUAGCUACGGCUCACACUGGUGUUUGGAGGUUUAAUUAAACUGGAAGGAAGGCUCGUAUGUAAGAGUCUAAAAGUUUCUAAAACCUGCAGGCCUUAUUCAGAACCAUUGAUGAAUUUUUUUCAAAUGAAUUGAAUUUUUUCAUGUAAGAUAGUCACUGUUCUAAAAACCUUAAAAUACAAAGAGUUGAAUAUGGAAAGAGAAAAUGAAGCGAUCACCUUAAGCUGGUUGUUAGGAGCGUACACAUCUCGUGCAUGUGGCCACUCCUGAAGUUCCCCAUAAUCACGCUUUGGCCAAACUUCAGUGCCUGUACCCCAUCUGCCUGGUAAGACGAGCCAUUACUGGUGUGCAGGGCCGUCUUCAGCUACCUUGGGAACUGGUAGCAGGGCUACUGAUGUAGCGUACGACGUAGCUCUCCACCUCCUCAGAGAUGAAUUUAGCUUCCUUAGGAGGUGAAUCUGAGCCUCUGCCAUUUUACUGUGAGAAGUUCUUCAAGAUAACUAGGUUAGUGCUCUGCCCACCCAAGCAUCCGUGACGGCAGUGAGUUGUGCCAUGCUUCCACCAAAAGCAGCCUUGCUUCAUACUCACCCGGAGGAGAUGAGAAACACGCGGAGCUUUAGUUGCGCUACAGUGCAGUCUUAGAAAGCUCUUAACAAAAUCAGCUUCCCACACUGCCUCUGCGCACGUCUGCAUUCAGAAGAGCAGUUGCACAUAUUCAGGAUUUAAAAUCCUGGAUUUUAAUCACAUGGAAUCUGAGCUUAGCAUAGGGAGGA
Messenger RNA from Grus americana (Whooping crane), 4198 nucleotides. RefSeq names its product 5-hydroxytryptamine receptor 5A-like. The transcript is spliced from 2 exons. Gene Ontology annotation, biological process: adenylate cyclase-activating adrenergic receptor signaling pathway. Gene Ontology annotation, molecular function: G protein-coupled serotonin receptor activity. The record is from RefSeq and is a predicted model, not a curated record. NCBI's taxonomy places the organism in Eukaryota, Metazoa, Chordata, Aves, Gruiformes, Gruidae. Bases 20 to 1135 code for a protein of 371 amino acids. Gene Ontology annotation, cellular component: plasma membrane.